Molecule: messenger RNA, 2216 nt
Organism: Olea europaea var. sylvestris
Lineage: Eukaryota; Viridiplantae; Streptophyta; Magnoliopsida; Lamiales; Oleaceae
Product: protein ACCUMULATION AND REPLICATION OF CHLOROPLASTS 3
Exons: 9
Coding region: 1344-2111 (255 amino acids)
Biological process (GO): chloroplast fission
Cellular component (GO): chloroplast; cytoplasm
Molecular function (GO): GTPase activity; GTP binding
Source: RefSeq, a predicted model, not a curated record
GUUAUAUGAUGACAAUACACUGGUAUUUGUGUGUACUUGCUUGAGCUUUCGAAAUUGGUUUUAUGUUUACUUUUACCAUGAGGCCUAUGGAAAUAUGCCCGUAAUGUCUUUAACUUUUGACUUGUGGUUUUGUAUCAAAGCCUGUGCAGGGGAUCGAACUCCGGGUAGUUUUUUAGCUGGGAACUCUGUUUCUUGUACCAAAAUUAUUGGAAUACCUCUGAAAUUGUUUCUUCUAUUUUUGAAGAUUCUAAGUAUUUAAAGCUGAUGUUGAAAAGUGCAAAAUUUUACUGGGGAAAGGAAGAGGGCUUUAGUAGAUCAGAGGGGAGGAAGAAGCUCUAGGUAACAAACUAUCAAGGUUUAACUUGAUCAGAGACAUGAAGUCUUCUUCUAGAGAGAGAGAGAGAGAGAUUAAUCGAAGACUGCAGUUCAAAAUAUAUGUAUUUUAGAAUAUGUUUGGAUUUAUGCUUGGCAGGUCAAUGUUUCGAAGCAUGUGAUUAUUAAUACAAUUGAAAGGUAUUGGGGGAUAAGAGAGAUCAUAUAAUUUCCCUGGAUUUAAUUAGACACAGCUUAUAAUUACUACCACAGAGAAGUAAUUUUGGUUGGCUCAGGGAAAAACUGAGAUAAGAAUGGGUAUGCCAAGAUGCAAAAAAUUAUGGAUGAUACUGCAGUGACCAUAUUAAUGUUAUGGAUGAGAGGAAAUGCUGCAAUAAAACUUAUAACUGCUCUCAGAUAAGAAAUAAUACAAUGUUUGUUGAAGCUAGGAGUGAAAAUAGUUUAUCAAAACUAUUUACAAGUCAUCUGUUCAUAAAAACUCAAUGUCAUAACCCCCAAUGAUAAGAAGAAAAAAUUGAGAAAUACUAUUUUUUUGCUAAUCUAGCUGAAUAAAUAAACUUCUGCACUUUGGACAAGACUUUGGUAAGUUGGGUUGGGCUUGUCUACCUCUUUUACUAAAUUUAUACCUAUAAUUUAUUAUUUUCAACUCCUGGCGUUAUUUGUUAAAAAAAAGGAAGAAAAAGGAAACUCCUUGCAUUAUGGCAUUGCACUGAUUAACACCUUCAGUGGCUACAAUCUUCUACUACUUCUUUGUACCAAACACUCCUUGGAAAAGUUUGCGAAGCUUUGUAUUUAUGGCAUUCUCUAAAGAAGAGGCAGAUGUGCUUUGUUGAAAUCAAGUACCAUUCAAAUCACAAACUCUAACAAAGAGUGCUUCGUCGCGGAUGUGCUGUGUUGAAAUCAAGUACCAUUGUAAUCACAAACUCAACAAUGAGUGCUUCAUCACGGGAAGUCAUCUUUAACACGAGUGGCUGUAACAUGCAAGAAGGAAUAUUCUUGGAAAAGAUUCGAUGAAGGUGCAACUAAAACAAAGGUUCAGUACCCAAGAUAAUACUCCAAGAACUGUGGAAGCUCCCUCAACACCACAGUCAUGUCAUAAAGCAGUUAUACUUGUUGCCAGUGCAGCUUAUGGCUCAGAUCACGUUACAGCACUUGAUAUUCUUCGCAAUAUUAAGUCAGUAAAUGGGUUUGUGGUUGGUGUUAUUCUGAAGCCAUUCAGAUUUGAAGGACAAAAGCGUCAAUACGAGGUCAAUGAUUUGGAGGACAAAUUUCAAAAGCUUGCAAACUUGUGUAUUGUUGUUGACACAGAUACUCUUCUGGAAAAUGAUCUGGUAACUCUGGACGAGGCUCUGAAGACCUAUAAUAAUGCUGUUCUGAUGGCUGUGAAUGCUAUUUCUGUUCUCAUAUCUGAGAAACACGUAAAGCUUCUAAAUGAAACACACAAAGAUAACAAAGAACUUAAACUUCUGGAGUUCAGAAAAAUAAUAGAUAGAGUUAAAGAAGCAAGAAUUGGAUUUGGCGCUGCUUAUAAUAUCAGAAGUUCAAUCCUGCAGGCUAUAUAUGACUGCCCUUUCCUGGGUGUGAACCUUAAGGACACCAAUGGUGUAAUACUAUGCAUCUUUGCAAGCUCGGGUGUUGUUGACUGCAGUAAUGUGAAUAUUCUUUUGCAUAAUUUUCGUCUAACUACGCAAUGCCAGGGAAAGAUAAUUAUAUCUAUAGUUCAUGAACCCAAUCUAGAGCCUGAUAUAAUUCUGACUACAGUAAUUGCAUUCGGGUAAGUUUCCUCAUCUUCCAAUAAAUAAUUGAUGCAGUAUAUAUUCUGAUAACAUUUCUUCUUAAACUGAAGUUCUCUUCUUUUAACCAUGUUAUUCUUCUGUAUUCUC